Molecule: messenger RNA, 2907 nt
Organism: Mytilus californianus (California mussel)
Lineage: Eukaryota; Metazoa; Mollusca; Bivalvia; Mytilida; Mytilidae
Product: protein MFI-like
Exons: 14
Coding region: 102-1604 (500 amino acids)
Molecular function (GO): protein binding
Source: RefSeq, a predicted model, not a curated record
AUAACAUCUGCGCAUGUGUGUUACUGUGUCCGCCAUCAUUGUUGAAAUUGACAACCUAUUUUUAUUUUCAUUUUAUUUUUUCUCCAGUUUUCUUAUUUAAAAUGAAUCGAGGUCAAGAAAUAUAUAGAAAAUCUGAUCUUGAAGAAACUUCUUCAUCAAAGGCUAACAAAUUAGCUGGAGCACCAAAGACAUUAAGACAUACCUUACUGUCAUCAAAUCCAGAUUCUGAAGAAGGCAGGAUAUCAGCUGCUAUAGAAAUACAAAGAAACUGGAGAGGUUAUAACAGUCGGUCUCAUAUAUAUGAAUCAAUUAACCCUAAGGUCAGCAAAACAGCUGUUUACAGUGACAGUCGACACCAUAUUGCAAGAGAACAAGAAUUUGAUGGAAUAACAGAUGAAGAGGGUGAAGUGAUAGGUCCUCCUAAAGAAGAUAGAUUAAGGCAGUAUUACAAUGACUAUCUGGUUGAAAUGCAAGAAUCAGAUGACCCAGGGCCAGUUAUGUCAUAUGAAGAAUUCUGUGCCCUUUACAUACAGAACUGGUGGAAAAAACACAGAGAAAAGCAUCAGGAUAAAUCUCCUGUACAGCAAAUACAGUACGUGCCUCCUAAACCUCAACCAGUACAAAUACCAGUCCAAAUAUCACGACCUCGUCGACCUUUAACUGAAAGAUUAGCAGCAACAAUUAUACAGAAAAGUUGGAGAAGACAUAUUGAUAUACAAGUAUAUAGAUACUACAGAGAUUUAAUCAACUUUAAGGCUAGAGGAAACCCUGCCUUAAUGCUAAGAUGUAUAAAUCCUAAUGAAGCCAAACUAUUAGAUGGUGCCUCUGGUGUACAUGUUAAAUUUAGAUUGGCUGGGGAGAGAUUUCCACCAAAUAUAUACUAUAAGAUUUUUACACACAGACCUAUUCAAGACAUGUGUGCAAAUAGUCCGAAAAAUUACACAGUGUCAACAGUAAAACUACAAAUGGCAAAAGAUGUCCACAGUAAAGUAAGAGGUGUUCCAGAAGCUCCAGAUAAAAAUGAAUGGUACAAACGUGUAGACAACAAUGGCUGGAGACUUGUAUCAGAUCGUCUUAUUCAUCAUUUAAUGGCUGACCCUGUUACUUGGGAAACAUCAAAUAAGAAAUAUGAAUUUAAUCAUGAUAAGCUUCAAAGAAUACAAGAUGUUUCAAAGUUAAAGAAACAGAGAAAAAUAGAUUGGAUGCAAAAAAUGUACAAAGAUGGUAUGUUAAAAGCCAAGUCAGAUGAUCUGGAAACAAUUAACCUAAUAGAAGGUGCAGCUGCUGGUAUGGUUGCUACAGUAGAAAAGAUGGGCCCAGAUGCUUUAGAGGACUGGGAAGUUGAUGAGUUACUUGACUGGACCACUAGUCUUAAUUUUGAUGAUUAUUUGAGUUCAUGGAAGGAAGUAGCUACGAGUGCAAAUUCAGAGAAAUUCAUAGGCAAGUGGGAGACAGGAGUUGCAGAAGAGGACAAGAUGAGAAUAUUUACAAGUGCAGAUCCAUAUGAGUUCUCCUUAUCUCCUGGACAAUCAAGGUACCAGUCUACACAACAGUCCAGGAAUACUCCAGCAUCAAGUGUAUCAGGCAGGAUACCAGUCAACUAAAUGUUCUAUCAGAGUGAAAGUUGUUAACUGUGAUAAGUCAGUUCCCUGAACUUGUCAUAUGCAUUAAAAUUAUGCAUUUCUAAUCAUGUCAAAUAAAUUAAGUAUGGUAUUGUGUCAUUGUCUAUCACCAUAUUGAUGCUAUACAUAUCAUGACACUUCAGCUGUAUAAUGAUGUUGUGUUUAUGAAGGUAAACAUUCAAUACAUUCAAUUUAAUUGAAAUAAUGUAAAAAACUAAGCCUAGUCCAUGAAUGUUUUGUUGAUAGUGAUUCGUGAUUAGUUCAUAUUGAAUAUAUCAAGUGCUUUAACCAAAUUGAUUGUUUGCCCUUGCAGAACUUUGGUUAAGUAAAGUCUGCUUGAACUUUUAUUUUAGUAAAAGAAAGUUUUUUUUGUAUAUUCUUUCUUCCAAGUUUUUCACUGACAAUUUUAUUUAUAAUACUGUGGAUUUUUCAUAUUCACAUUUUUUAUACUAGUGCACUGAUAAUUAGGGACUUCAUUUUUGGUACUUCUUAAUAAACAAAUUGUCAAUUUUUUAAAAUUAAUGAUUAAGAAUAUUUGUCAUUACAUUGAACCAGAUUUAAAGUUACAAGGCGGAAUUUUUUCACAAAUCAGUUUGUAGAAAUUCAAACUGCUACUUUGAAAGUGUUUUGUCCCCUUGUACUAUGAGAGUACAUGGACUUGAAUAAGCAUAGUUAAAGAACGGGAUUCCUAGUUUGAAAAAAAACAAUUUUAUUUCUCUGACUUUCAGGAUUGUAAAUUUCCUAUAUAACAUAAUUUUACAUGUACAGAGAAAUAUUUAGAAAUUUAGAGGAAUGAAAUCCUUGUUUUUAAUCUUAAUAUAUUUUAUUACAACUGAAAUAGAUAAUAAAAAUGUUCAUCAAUUUUCAUAUACAUGCUUGAUUCUAUUUACAUAUCAAGAGCUGUUAUAUAAUUGUCAGGUUAAACUUGGGGUUAUCUAAGGUAAAGUCACCUUACACAUGUCUUGUUUCUACAUGUAUAACAAUAUUGAUUUCAAUGUAUAGUAUUGUUUAGACAUUUCUAGAUAAAAUUCAGAUUGAAUUGACCAAUUGUCAGUAAAUUUGUAAACUAAUGUAUGAUUUACAAUUUACUAUAUUGAAGAAAGAAAUUCCUUACAAAUAUUUGGUAUUUUUUUAAAAUGCUGUUUUAUAUAAUUUGAAAGUAUUGUGAUUUAAUGUAUUUUCAUAUAUAUGUAUGUUGUAUAAUAUUUUUGUUGAUUGAUAUAUUUUUAUACUUGUUUUCUUCAACACCAAACAUUGUUAAAAUAAAAAAAAUUAUAAAGACAAA